GUAGUGCGUUAUUCUGCUGCGUUUGAUUGCGCCGAGGCAGCACUGGGGCGCACAGACCGGGGAUAAUCGCAGGUGGUUAGUGGGGUUGCAAUCUGCCCACGGGAGGCGACGGAAGACGGUCCCCACUGGUUGCUGGUUCGGCUCCGCGACCCGCUUCGCUUCGCCCGUCCCGGAUCGUGGCUUGCUGCUGUUUUCUCCCACUCGAGGAUCCACGAUGCGGUCCUCGGCUUGGUUCGUCGCCAAUUACGCUCUCCUCAUCCUCUGCGCGCUCCGGUUGAUUGACGGGACCAGAGGACAUCGGCUCUGUGGCGAGACGGACUACUACUACGAGUACACCGAGUGUGACAGCACGGGGUCUCGUUGGAGGGUACCCAUCCCACAAAGCCCUGGGGCUUGCACCGGACUACCAGAGCCAGUACAUGGCACAGAGUGCACCUUCUCCUGCGAGGCCGGGGAGUUCCUGGAGAUGUCGGCUCAGGAGUGCACCCCGUGCGCAGCGGGAAGCUACUCCCUCGGCAGCGGCAUCCGCUUUGACCAAUGGGAUUCCAUGCCUGCUGGAUUCAGUAGCCUGGCAACCUCACUGGAGUACAACCCCCACAGAGACGAGAGGCUCACCUGCAACAGUUCUACCUGGGUGCCUCAGGGAAGCUAUCUGGAGUCCAACAGGGAUGAAUGCACGGUCUCUCUCAUCUAUGCUGUUCAUCUGAAGAAACAAGGCUCUGUCAGCUUCGAGUACCAGUAUCCAGACAACAACCUGCUAUUUGAGUUCUUUAUCCAGAAUGACCAAUGUCAGGAGAUGGAUCAGUCAGCGGAUGCGAAGUGGCUCAAGCUCACCAAUCAUGGUGAAUGGGCAACCCACACCGUGAACCUCAAAUCUGGCACCAACAUCCUGUACUGGAGGACCGGUGGAGUGAUGAUGGCCAAAGGGGUGAAGCCUGUUUUGCUGAAAAAUGUUCAAAUAGAAGGAGUGGCGUACACUUCGGAGUGUUUCCCGUGUAAGCCGGGGUCAUUAAGCCGUAUCCCGGGGUCCACUGCGUGCGAGCCCUGUCCUCGGGACACCUACGCCGGGCACGGAGCGAGCUCCUGCACCCCCUGUAACGCCACCACUCAGUACGCAGCUGAGGGAUCUGCUUAUUGUAAGUACAGACCUCCAUGUUCAAAGAAGGACUAUUUCCAGUUCCACACAGCAUGUGACAAUGAAGGCAAGACGCAUGUCAUAUACAAGUGGAUCGAGCCUAAAAUCUGUCUGGACGGAGUGACGGGAGCCGAGCCGUUGCCUCCAAGUGGAGAAAAGGAGCCCUGCCCCCCCUGCAACCCUGGUUUCUACAACAAUGACACCGCCACCUGCUCACCGUGCCCACCUGGGACCUUUUCCGAUGGGAUGAAACCAUGUGAUCGGUGUCCAGCAGGCACUGAGCCCAACUUGGGUUACGAGUAUAAAUGGUGGAACAUUCUUCCUGCAAACAUGAAGACCUCCUGCUUCAAUGUUGGCAACUCCAAAUGUGAUGGUAUGAAUGGCUGGGAGGUGGCGCGUGAUCACAUCCAGAGUGGAGCAGGCAGCUCGGAUAACGAUUACCUCAUCCUCAACAUCCAUAUCCCUGGCUUCAAGCUUCCUACAUCCAUGUCCAGCCAUUCCGGGACCGAGUUCGGUCGCAUCACAUUUGAAUUUGAAAUAGUGUGUGUUGCUGACUGCGAGUUCUACUUCAUGAUGGAUGUAAACAGGAAGAGUACUACGGUGGUGGAGUCAUGGGAGGGAACGAAAACGAGACAGACGUACACACACGUCAUGACCCAGAAUGCCUCGGUGUCCUACACGUGGGCUUUCCAGAGGACAAACCAACCUUCAGAUGUACGCCGGUAUGUCAACGACGUGGUGCGGAUCUACUCCGUCUCGGUGAGUAACGUGGUGGAUGGCGUGGCCUCGAGGUGCCGGGCCUGCGCCCUCAGCACCCGGCCCUCCAGCUCCACAUGUGUGCCGUGUCCACCGGGACACUACAUUGACGCACGCACCAGCCGGUGCACAGAGUGCCCCCGUAACACACACCUCGUCCCACACGCCACGCCGGGCCCGGACGCCUGCAAACCUUGUGGGCCGGCUAGCAGGAGCGACAAGGACCACAGUUUAUGUUACAGUGACUGCCACUUCACCCACACUGAGGGCAAUGUGACUCUGACUUAUGACCUGAGCCUCCUCGGGUCUGUAGGGUCUCUGAUGAAUGGGCCGAGCUUUACCUCCAAAGGGACCAAGUACUUCCACCUCUUCAAAAUAGGCCUGUGUGGAGGAAAGAUGGCGGUGUGCACAGACAACGUCACAGACCUAUCCAUCGCCGACUCCCAGAGAGAGAAAGGCGAAGGAAUCAGUGCUGUCAAGACCUUCAUCUGUCAGUCAACAAUAAUCCCAGCCACUGGGCGGGGCUUCUACACAGCCCUCGCCUCCCAGUCCAUUAACCUGGCCGACACGUUACUCGGAGUGACAGUUGCUAGUACACUUGAUGGAAUAAGGGCGAGGCCAGAGCUGUACCCCCAAACCACCAAGAAAGUCCCCGACGUUAACUUCUACUACAGAUCCCUGGAGCCAACCUCCUCCUGUGAGUCGGGACACAGCGCGGUCGUGACACUUCGCUGUAACGCAGAGAAGAGCACUAAAGGAGAGCUCGCCGUUCCCAGUCAGUGCCCGGCGGGGACGUGCGAUGGCUGCACCUUCCAUUUCUUGUGGGAGAGCUCAGCAGCGUGUCCUACUUGCACAGAGACAGACUACCAUCAGAUAGAGGGAGCCUGCAAAGGAGGACACCAGGACUUGCUGUAUGUGUGGACUGAACCAAAGCUUUGCAUGGAAGGUCUGUCCUUGCCUGAAAAGAAGACCUUGCCAUGCGAGGGCGUGGAGUUCUGGGUCCGGCUCGGUGCCGGUCUGGGAGCUUUCACUGCGGUGCUGCUCGUCUCGCUCACCUGCUACUUCUGGAAGAAGAACAAAAGGUUGGAGUACAAGUACUCGCGGUUGGUUAUAUCUGCCAAUAAGGAGUGUGAGAUGCCAGGAGCGGACAGCUGUGCCGUGAUGGAGGGCGAGAACGAGGGAGACAUGGAGGAUGAAAUCGUGUACACAAAACCUUCUCUACUUGGCAAACUCAAAGCCAUAGCAUCCAAGGGAAACGGAGAGCACUACGAACAUGUGCAGCUAAACUCCUCUCAUUCGAAAGCGUUGGUAUGGAGCUAGAGAGGUGGUAAAGUGAGGGGAGAGAUCGGACCCCCGAAAGACUUUUCACCCCUAGAAACCCCCUUUAAACAUCCCGCCCCCCCACUUUAGGAGCUCUGGUGCCUGGAAUAACAAUUGUGUGUUUAUGCAAACGUAAACACACACAAAUGUCACGCAUCUAUAGCCAGGUCCAGAGAAGGCAAGAGCACGGUGGCCUUAAAGCUCGGCGAGACGGAGCUGUCCAACUCUGAGCGUAGUACCGGGAAGCCGGUGUGUGUGUGUGUGUGUGUGUGUGAUGGACACUUCUGUUAAUAUCCUGAUUCAAACUGAUGUCAGAAAGGCUGUUAGAGCUCAGGGUAAGACAAAGAGCUAUUUGAUUGAUUUUCUCUUUUAGUAGUGCCUAAUGCCUCUAUAGGUGUGUGUCUCUCUUCUCAUCUGUUUUUUUUUUUCAUUUGCUUAGUUGAAGUUAUUGUAGCAGGUAGAAGUGUUUUGCUGACCACGUUGAAAUGAAGACGUCAUGUUACACCGAUACGGUUUUGUUGUUGACUGUCUAUUUAUGUUGAUUAAAUUAUGUAUAAGUGGAUCCAGUUUGA
This is a messenger RNA of Gasterosteus aculeatus aculeatus (three-spined stickleback), 3783 nucleotides long. RefSeq names its product endosome/lysosome-associated apoptosis and autophagy regulator family member 2-like. Lineage: Eukaryota; Metazoa; Chordata; Actinopteri; Perciformes; Gasterosteidae. Gene Ontology annotation, biological process: positive regulation of BMP signaling pathway. Gene Ontology annotation, cellular component: membrane. The record is from RefSeq and is a predicted model, not a curated record.